This is a messenger RNA of Quercus robur (English oak), 1757 nucleotides long. Its product is annotated as cucurbitadienol 11-hydroxylase-like. Gene Ontology annotation, biological process: sterol metabolic process. Gene Ontology annotation, molecular function: monooxygenase activity; oxidoreductase activity, acting on paired donors, with incorporation or reduction of molecular oxygen; heme binding. The record is from RefSeq and is a predicted model, not a curated record. Bases 152 to 1579 code for a protein of 475 amino acids. NCBI's taxonomy places the organism in Eukaryota, Viridiplantae, Streptophyta, Magnoliopsida, Fagales, Fagaceae. The transcript is spliced from 9 exons.
GAACUGGUCUUGUUCCAAUAGUUUUCAUAACACUUCUUCAUUUUCUAUAUAUUUCAUCCAUUGCUAAAGAAGGAAAGCAAGAGAUUUACAAACCAAACUACUACUUGCUUCUAAGGGUUCUACACAACAUCUUCAACCAAAUCUACCAGAAAUGUGGACAAUUGGAUUAUGUAUUGUAGCAGUACUGGUCAUAUAUUUGGGUUACUGGCUUAACAAAUGGAGCAUUCCAAAGUUCAAUGCAGUCCUCCCUCCAGGUUCCAUGGGUCUACCCCUUAUUGGAGAGACCCUUCAGUUGAUUGUUCCAAGUUACUCUCUAGACCUCCAUCCAUUUAUCAAAAAGAAAGCUCAGAAAUAUGGGCCAAUAUUUCGAACUAGUGUGGCUGGUUCACCUGUAGUAGUAUCAAUAGAUCCUGAAUUCAACCAUUACAUCGUUAAAGAAGAGGGAAGAUUAGUUGAAAUGUGGUAUUUGGAUUCAUUUUCCAAGCUUUUCGUGAUGGAAGGCAAAAAUAAGACAAAUGCAAUUGGUGUUGUCCACAAGUACAUAAGAAGUAUCAUAUUGAAUCACUGUGGUGCUGACCCACUUAAGGAAAAUUUGCUUCCUCAAAUUGAAGAAUUUGUUAACAAAACCCUACAAACAUGGUCAAGUCAUCCUUUAGUUGAAAUGAAACAUGCCGCAUCAGUGAAGAUUUUUGAUUUCACCGCAAAGCUAUUCAUUAGUUAUGAUGCUGAAAAUACACCAAUGAAAAUGACAGAGAAGUUCACUAAUAUCCUAGGAGGUUUCAUGUCAUUUCCCUUGAAUAUACCUGGUACUACAUACCAUAAAUGUUUAAAGGACCAAAAUGAAGCAUUGAGUAUGUUGAGGAAAAUAUUUAAAGAGAGAAUCAAUUCACCAAAAAGACAUUUUGAAGAUUUGCUUGAUCAAGCUAUAAAUGACUUGGAUAAGGAGACAUUCUUAUCAGAAGACCUCAUCAUCAAUGUGGUUUUUGGGCUCUUAUUCGCUAGCUUUGAGUCCAUUUCAACAGCAUUGUCGUUAACUCUCAACUUACUUGCGGAGCAUCCUGCAGUUUUGCAAGAGUUGACGGAUGAGCAUGAGGCAAUUCUUAAGAACAGAGAGAGUCCAAAUUCCAUACUCACAUGGGAUGAAUAUAAGUCGAUGACCUUUACUCAUCAAGUAAUAAAUGAAGCUCUUAGGUUGGGAGGUGUUGCUCCUGGAUUACUACGAAAAGCACUGAAAGAUAUUGAAUUUAAAGGAUAUACAAUUCCAGCUGGUUGGACCAUUAUGCUUGUAAAUUCCGCUAUUCAAUUAAACCCAAACACAUACAAGGAUCCACUUGCUUUCAAUCCAUGGCGCUGGAAGGAUCUUGACUCAUUGUUUGUAUCUAAGAAUUUCAUGCCUUUUGGAGGAGGAAUUAGACAAUGUGCUGGGGCAGAGUAUAGUAAAACGUUCUUGGCUACCUUCCUCCAUGUUUUGGUCACCAAAUAUAGGUGGACAAAGGUCAAGGGUGGAACCAUUGUUCGAAAUCCUAUUCUCGGAUUUACAGAUGGCCUCCACAUUAAAUUCUCUGCAAUAAGUAAUUAAAAUACAUUUUUAUUUCAUGCAAAAUAAUAGAUAUUUCUAUAUUGAAAUAAGAUGUUUCAAUUUUACCAAAAAUAAUUGGAUACUUAUUAUCCAAAUGUAAGUAUUUAUUUUCUUGCCUCAUUGUAUAUGUGUUUAAGGGCUUUGAUUGUGUCACAUCCAAUAAUACAUCAUCUAUAAA